CCUCCUCCGUCUUCUUCUCCCUUUUAUCACUUCGCCCGAUCGCUGGUCCACAAAUCCCUCUCUCUCUCUCUCGCUCUCUCCCGAGCACGUCCGUCAGCAGCGAGCGCGACUCCAUUCCCGAGCUUCCAUCGGCUCACUGGCAAUCGCAUUCCCCCAGAAGGUUGAACCAAGCACUAUGGAGCGGCUCACUUCUUCAGCGAAGCUCAUGAUCGUUUCGGAUCUUGAUCAUACAAUGGUUGACCACCAUGACCCUGAGAACAUCUCCCUGCUCCGAUUCAAUGCUCUAUGGGAAUCCAGCUACCGUCGUGAUUCCCUCUUAGUUUUCUCAACUGGAAGGUCGCCAACCCUAUAUAAACAGCUGAGAAAAGAGAAGCCCAUGUUAACUCCAGACAUCACCAUAAUGUCUGUUGGGACUGAGAUAACCUAUGGUAACUUGAUGGUUCCAGAUGGUGGUUGGGAAGAAGUUUUAAAUCAGAAAUGGGACCGAAAAAUUGUACAAGAGGAAACAAGCAAGUUUCCUGAACUUUCUCUUCAGUCAGAAACAGAACAAAGACCACACAAGGUUAGCUUCAACGUUGACAAAAGCAAGGCUCAGGAUGUGACGAAGAAGCUUUCAGAGCUUUUGACAAAUCGAGGGUUGGAUGUCAAAAUUAUCUACAGUGGAGGAAUGGAUUUGGACAUAUUACCACAAGGUGCUGGGAAAGGACAAGCUCUUGCAUACUUGUUAAACAAGUUUAAGGCGGAAGGAAAGCUUCCUAAUAAUACCCUUGUUUGUGGCGAUUCUGGAAAUGACGCUGAACUAUUCUGCAUUCCAGAUGUAUAUGGUGUCAUGGUGAGCAAUGCUCAAGAAGAAUUGUUGCUGUGGCAUGCUGAAAAUGCCAAAGACAACCCCAAAGUCAUUCAUGCCACAGAAAGGUGUGCUUCUGGGAUCAUUCAGGCCAUUGGUCAUUUUGGACUGGGUCCAAAUACAUCUCCGAGGGAUGAGGCCGACCUUUUAGGCUCUAAAAUGGAAAAUCUCAGUCCUGGUGGUGAAGUAGUGAGAUUUUACUUACUGCAUGAAAAAUGGAGACGCGGGGAGAUUGAGAACUCUGAGAGUUACAUCACAACUCUGGAAGCAGUUUGUCAACCACCUGGGAUUUUUGUCCAUCCAUCUGGUGUUGAGCAGUCUUUUCGUGAAUGCAUAAGUGCAUUGAAGGGGAACCAUGGAGACCAACAGGGGAAACGAUAUCGAGUUUGGGUAGAUCAAGUAUUUCCUACGAAGAUUGGUUCGGACACCUGGCUAGUGAAGUUUCAAAAGUGGGAGAUGCAUGGUGAGGAGCAGCAGAGUUGCUUGUGCUCUGCUGUAUUGGUUACAAAGGAUGCUGACGGUUUGGAUGGAUGGACAUGGCUACAUUUGCAUCAGACAUGGUCAUCGGUAGCAGGAGCGAAAGAUCAUCUGACCUGGCUUCUGUGAAGGCUUCAAAUACUUAACAAGUUUAUAGUAUGACGAUCGACUGAAGAUAUAUUACCGUGCUUUAAUAAUUUAUGUAUGAUACCACAAUGAAGAUGGCUAAAUACAUGAUUUCAUCUGCGAGGAAAUCUCAUUUAGAGAGGCAAAAAUGCUAUUGAAUAAGAAUUGCAUGGUAUCCAUUCAGUCAGGACCACGAGCCUGUGAAUGAAGGUGAAUAGAGAUAAGAGAUCUCCUUCAAACAAACAAAACUGUAGGAGCUAGAGCCGAGAGCGAGAAGCUCGUACUGGAGCUUCUGGACCAGUUUGAGGAAGCUGGAAAGAGAUUCUAAAUACCGGUAACAAAUGAUGAAAGUAUUCGCAGAAUUAACUGAACUGACGAAGCUUUAGCAGGCAAAAACCACUCUCUUCCUUGACAUUUUGGUUUGUGCCAUUGUGCUUUUGAGUUUUGAACGACGACGACAUGAGAUCAGUGUCGAGAUCCCCCUAAUAACUUGUAUUCUUUUUAUAUGUUAAGUUCUGUCGAA
Molecule: messenger RNA, 1973 nt
Organism: Syzygium oleosum
Lineage: Eukaryota; Viridiplantae; Streptophyta; Magnoliopsida; Myrtales; Myrtaceae
Product: sucrose-phosphatase 1
Exons: 9
Coding region: 176-1453 (425 amino acids)
Biological process (GO): sucrose biosynthetic process
Molecular function (GO): sucrose-phosphate phosphatase activity; magnesium ion binding
Source: RefSeq, a predicted model, not a curated record